Molecule: messenger RNA, 1586 nt
Organism: Etheostoma spectabile (orangethroat darter)
Lineage: Eukaryota; Metazoa; Chordata; Actinopteri; Perciformes; Percidae
Gene: grem1b
Product: gremlin 1b
Exons: 2
Coding region: 284-832 (182 amino acids)
Biological process (GO): animal organ morphogenesis
Molecular function (GO): BMP binding; receptor ligand activity
Source: RefSeq, a predicted model, not a curated record
GGGGCGGAUAGUUUUGAUUUUCUCUACAUCGUGCUUAGCCAAUAAUGUAGAGGGAACUGUUGUGCACAUCUCAGCUGGCAAACAUUUAAAAGGGAGACAGUCCGGCGCUGGAGCAAUUUGUAUUAAACCCCCUGGCCCCUGUCUAUGGAGCGGUUAGUGUCCCACCCAUCCACAGCCCCACCAGUGUACAGUCGACAGCAGUAGGUGCCUAUCAGUUUGGAAGGUGCCGCAGAGGAUUGACAGGAUCACAUCGUCGCACUUGUAGCAGCGGAGGCUCGCACAGAUGGCGAACUCAACGCGUAUCUUCUGCAUCAUGGUUUUCAUCAUGGGGCUGCUAUCUUCUCCCGUGGAUUCCAAAAGAAACCGAGGUUCACAAGGCGCCAUUCCUCAUCCUGACAAAAGCAACCCAAACGAAUCGGAGCAGCAACCGCAGCCUCCGCAGGCGGGCUCUGGGUCCCGGCAGAGGCAGGGCUCAUCCUCACCGGCCGACGAGGUGCUGGAAUCCAGCCAAGAAGCAUUACAUGUGACGGAGCGCCAGUAUUUAAAACGGGACUGGUGCAAAACUCAGCCCCUCAAGCAGACCAUCCACGAGGAAGGCUGCGUCAGCCGCACCAUCAUCAAUCGCUUUUGUUACGGACAGUGCAACUCCUUUUACAUCCCCAGGCACAUCCGCAGGGAGGAGGGUGCCUUCCAGUCCUGUUCUUUUUGCAAGCCGAAGCGUUUUACCACCAUGUCUUUUACUUUGAACUGUCCGGACCAGCAGCCACCCACCAAGAAGAAACGCAUCCAGCGCGUCAAACAGUGCCGCUGUAUAUCCAUAGACCUGGACUAAAGAAAUGUGUUCUAUGUGUUUUUCAUACUCUUAUUCUUCGUGGACAGGAUUGUUGGUUGAAAAAAAGAGGCUGUCACACAGCCAAGAACACGUGCCAGUCUCCAUCGGAAUAAGCAUCCAUGGAGGCUUCUUACAUUUAGGCCACGAAGAUUCUCUUCUUGCACAACGUGUGAACAAAUAUGGACAUGCAACCUAUAAAGCGACGCUGAACGGCAACGAACAUUUUACUCCUCACCAGUUUGCAAAGUUUGAAAUCAAGCAUCACUGCACGGGAACGCUGACUUGGAAUGGGCACGUUUUACGCACGGCUUCUUCACCCCCAAGAGGACUGAGUAACCCCGGUUUAUUUAAUAAAUCAAAAUGCUUAUGUUGACAAGAAAACAUUCCUGUCCAGUUUACUAUUGGUGUGUUCGUAUGUGUUUGUUUAACUGGAUGUUUCCACUGUGUGGAAUUUGAUAGAUGGGCGGCGAUAUUUGUGAAUGGAAAAUGUGAUUUUAUUUCAAGAGCCUUUCAAGGUUGAUUGACUUCUUUGAAUUUCGAAGUCCACCAGUAAAGUUUUUUUGUAAGUUGGGUGCCUACUCAGUUGUAGAGACAAUAUAGGCUUCGAUGUUAGUUAAAACAAUGUACAGCGGUGGUUUAUUCAGUUUCAAGAUUUUUUUUGUAAAAUGUAAACCCACCUUUGAUGUAACCGGUUUGUUUAUCCUUUGAAUUAAAUUAUCCACCAAAACAUAAAUAAACGGAUGUUGGAAUAUUG